Messenger RNA from Xyrichtys novacula (pearly razorfish), 18586 nucleotides. The record is from the annotation of a GenBank genome assembly. NCBI's taxonomy places the organism in Eukaryota, Metazoa, Chordata, Actinopteri, Labriformes, Labridae.
AUGCCCCGCUCAGGUGGGUGCUGCAGUGCGUGUUGUUCGUAAUAGGCACCAGGAUUCCUCAUCUCCCUCAGAUUUGUGUGGAAUACCCAAGUCAAGAGACACUUUCUGCAGCCAAAAAUCAAAUAUUUGAGUGAAAAAGUGCAUCUGUUCAAUUUCAAAUAAAUCGUUUUAAUGAGAUGACAGACUGUAACAACAAUGUACUAAAGCAGCGGGUGAGCUGCUCACUGGUUCUGCUCAGAAGAGGGCCAGCAGCUUCAUUAUGUGUCAUUUAUGAGGUGUUUGACUGUGUGUGUGUGUGUGUGUGUGUGUGUAUGUGUGUGUGUUUUGAGGGUGCUUUAUACUAUGGUAAUUUCUCUGUGACACUCCCACCAUUAGGCUGUUAGUUACUGUGUGCGUCCAUAGUUUCAUUUUCCAACAACAAUUAUCAAAUACAGAAAAAUGAAAUAAACCUGAAAAAACAUUUGACAUCCGUUUUAUCAAAUUAGCUUACCUUUCUGCCUGUUCACGCUCAAUUUAUUCAGGAAGUAAGGAGUUUAUGGCUUACGGUUAGAUAAUAAAAACAACAACUAAGUACACUGAAGCAUUUUGCAUUCCCUGUAAAUGUCGCAUAUUUGCACGUCAAUCACCAAGCCUUUAUUUUUGUCAGUAUUUAAAAAAAAUCACUACAGAAGUUUUGCCACAACAAUUUUCAUAGUUUCAUAGUUUCUUUAACUUAUGUUAAAGUGUUACAACAAAGUAGAAAUAUCAGCACACUAAAUGUCCUCUUGUGUUUGAAUCUGGGCAGAUCAGUUGACAAACAGUUUAUCAGGCUCUUUGCCUUUGCUAUAAAAUGUCCUUCAUUCAUCCGUACGCACAAUAUAAAAGACGUUAAAGACAUGCAGUAUGCUGACUUUUUAAUUUUUACAAUAAAGCAAAUAUAUACUCAUUCAGCUGUGGCAACUUGAUUGUAGCAGCAGUGUGACCAAGAAUACAGACAAGAGUGGGGCAGUGGGUUGGCACCAUUGAUUUAAAGUCACAAGAGCUUGAUAGAUGAGAAAUGUGCAGGUACAGCAUUAAGUUACUAAAGUGUGUUAAUAGAAGAUAAAUGUCUACAGGAGGAAAACAAGAAAGAGAUGAAGUGCCCGACUCCAGAACUUUUCAGAUUCACUUGGUGCAAACUCAGAGUAAACACGUGCAGCAUAAAGACGUCACAUUUGCAAUGAUGUAUUUGAAGUUUAAAAACAAAGAUUAACAGCAGAAAAAAAGAAAGAGUAAAAAAAACAUGCGUCAACCAAAGCUUUCAGCAGCAUUUCUUUAGAAACACCAGUAUGACCCAUUUCUAGACAACUGCCACCAGGUGACAAACCGCUGAAAAAAAAAAAAACACCCAGUGAUGUUAUGUAACCAAGUUUCAGGAGCAGGACCACACCUCAACUGUGCCUCUUAUAGGACCACUCUUUUCAUUGAACCUUUUCUCUGUCCUGCCCUUUUGUUCUCACAUUUCCCCCGCGCACUCUCCAGAACUUUUUUCCCUCUGUUUCUCUCUGUCCUAUCUGAAGUUUUUCAGAAGUUUAAUGUCAAAACCAGAAUCACUGUGAUGAUAAUGAUGAUGACGUUGUGGUCCUGGCUGGUGAUGUAGACCAAAUAAGCACAGAAAUGUGACCGAAACAGACUUGACCAUCAACAAGAAACAAGUUUUCAAGAAACAAAACAUAGUGCUUUGGUUCUUUCUGGUUGUGAGUCAUUUUAUGCUCAAUAAUAUACAUAAAUGAUCAGCUAAAAAGAAAACAUAAAUAUAGUUUUAUAUACAGUUUAUCACAGUACAUGAUCCAGCAUGAGAAAUAUAUUUCAGAUAAGGGGAUCCCAAACUUUGCCAUGUGAAGGACUCCUGUAUGUAUCCUGAGCCUCUGGUGGGGAUCCUUCUCUUACUAUAUUUUCUUUAUAAAUAUCACAAAUUUAAUCUUAUAAAAACCUUAUAAAUUGUCCAAUUUUCAUGAUACAUCGUCUUGUUAUUCAUUGAUUUAAUUUAAUGUAUUUCCUGUAAGUAGUCUUUUCUCUGAGAACACAUUUGGGCCAGUCUUACUUGAUGUAGUAAAGACUCAGGUGGUAUCCCACAGCUGUGGCUUAGUCAUGUUCAGUCUGGCUGCCUGGUGGUCUUUUUCUUUGUAGACAUUUUUAUCACUCUCAGAGGAGGUAGGUCAUUAGUUUUCAGUGGUAGAGAAACUUCCUGAUAUGUCAGUCUUACUCAUGGUGACUGCUCAAUCUUGAUUGGCUAGAGUGGAGUGGCUAUUUUAUUUAAGAGCAUACAAAAAGAACACAUUCAUUUCAUUAUGCAAUCACUUAUAUCCAAAAAGACACCUUUUACUGAAACAUUAUCACCAUAAAAAGUGUUAGUAAUUGAUCCCUCCCACCCUACCCUCCAAGUUCUUCCCUGGACCCUCCAGUUGAUCCCCUUUUCCUGGAGUCAGGACUCACACUUUUGAAACAGUUAUGCUGUAUAUCAGGAAAAAGGAAAAUAAAAGUCACAGAUUUACAGCCUAGAGUCUGUAAAUUUAUUAUCAUUGUUAUCAAAUAUAGAAGGUGUAAAAAGUGAGCCUCUGGCAGCUUUAGUACAUUUAGGUCCAAGACAAUCUAAAUCAGUAUCCAUCCUAAAAGACUGUGUUAAUCCCACUUUCAAAAGUAGAGCAGGUGUCCGUCCAAUCUUAUAGGAAAGCAAGCUCAUAAUAGAUAGUAGGUAAACUCUGAAUCCCAUACUUCUUUUGGAGACUCUGCGUCCUUAUUCAGGCAUUUGUGGAGCAGUUCAGGAACUUUUUUUGUUCCUGUAAGAUUUUCAACAGUGAUAUGUAGACAUCUUGCAAAGCUGCUUUAAAAAAGAUCCCAGAACAAAUUGUCCAACCAGCCCGUCUGUGAUGGUGUUUUUUUGUUUUUUUUUCACACGGAUAAAGAGUUGAUUCAGACAUUUUAACAGAGACUAAAAUUAGCCCACAUGAUUGUGUUUUUGUACUUUGAAACAAUAAAUAUACCUCAUUUGUUCCAAACUGACUCUUGUUAUGAUGUGUUUUAAAAUCCCAUGGUUACCAAAUGAAAUAAGUAUGUAAUUCACUGCAUGUCUUUACAUUCUGUGAACACUCAUGAUCCGUCUCCAUAUGAUGUCACUUUUUACUGCUCACUCUAAGUCAUGCAUGUAAACACUGUAAAUUGCAUGUAAACACUUUGAAUGCACAAGACGGCAAUCGGGCUGCGUGUUUAAACAACUUGAAAUCAUAGCAGACUCUUGACAUGCCAUACUGUAGUUUGCUGGAAAAUCUCUCCUCCCUAGCCGAACUCAAGCAGGAGACGUCAGGAUUCAUUUUGUGUUCCUCCACUAGAGGACCACCAGGGUGCCCCCACAGUUUGUGGAAUAUUAUUUUGCUGUUUUGUGUCAAUUCUUGGUUGUAAGAUCAUUUUGUUUAUUUUGGCCCUAAAUACCCUGGAUAUCUUGUAGUUAUUAAUCUUCACAGAGGGUAUUGUCUCACAAAGCUGGAUAUUAACCUGAUAAAUCAACCCAACUCACAGUGCAACAGAACAGAGCAGAAUGGGCGAUACGUGACUUAUCACAACCUGAUCAUUGUAUUUUAAAAUCUCAGUGUAAUCUGUCACAUCGUAAAAUUGGACAGAAGUUGAGUAGAUUAUCUAGACGAAAGUCAUCCCAGCUGCAUCUGAAAAGUAAAAGUGGAACUAGCAGGAUAAAGUGAGUGUGAAAAUCAAGGCUUUUAAUAUCACUUUCCAUUCAUAACUGCACAAUCGAUCUCACUAUAGUAACUCCUCUGUUUAUUUCCACUAUGUAAUUUACUGCUCAGCUGUAUUCUUGUAAUGUGUAUGACAGUUUUCAACGUACUAUUUCAGCUGCAGCCCUGUCAGUAUCAAACAGAGUGGCAGGGAAAUAGGGAUGGGCGAUAAAUUAUCGUUCACGAUUAAUCGCCAGAAAACUCCUCCAUGAUAAAUAUUUGCCAUCUCAUGAUAAAUACGAUACAUGCAAGUUGAUGGCGUAAGUGCAAGCGACGGACUCACAGCCAUAGCCCACACAGAGCAGAAUAACAAACGUACAUGGCCAAAGGUAAUGAAGAAGAUGUCUGUGAGCAGCUUAUUACUGAACGAGGCUCCAUGUGAGGGAUGUCCUCCAAGAUUGGGGCUUAGAUGAGUGCAAUCAGGUCUUCCUGACAUCAGACAGUGGAUCUGUUGCUGUUCACUCUGUGCAAUAAGAGUUUUCAAUAAAGGUUGAAAAUGUUUUCACUUUUGAGACUUGUUUGAUGUCAUGAGUUUUCUCCAUAACCUACCACUAAACUUGUGGUUAAGUAUCUUAUUUGACUACUCCAAUUGUAGUUCUCAAGACAAAAUUAGUCAAAAAUAUAGAUUGGAAUUAUAAUAUUUUUAUCGGGACUUUUAUCGUUAUCGCCAGAAUGGCAAAUCUUAUUGCGAUACAUUUUUUAGCCAAUAUCGCCCAUUCCUAUAUGGAAAUGUUAAAAAUGUAUAUGAAAACACAGUUUAAAGCAUUGAACAGUGUCAUUUCACAUCAAACAAGUACAAAAACCUCAAGAUUCAUGGGUAAGCCUGUUUCAGACUCAGUUUAAAGAUAUCAGGUAAAGCCCAAAAGCUUUGAUUAUCGUAGUUGUAAAUUCAUACGAAACGAAUAUUAUUAAGUGAGGAACUUUCAGAGUUUGGAAACCAGAGUUAACUCUAGAGUUCCCAAGGUAGCUGCAAAUCCUUUUUUGUUACACAACCCUUUACAUCUAGUAUUAUCUUGUUUUUUACAUGGUAUCAUAUUUGUGAGCGAUCUAUUCAAGUCUGUGUCCUGUGUUAAUAUUCAUAAAUAUAAAGUACUCAUUAGAAGUCAGAGUAUUUUGGCCCAACAAAAUGUCCUUGUGGUAUAUAACAUGCAAAUGUCACACCUCAAAUACUAUGAAAACCAGAAUAUGACAAAGAAAGGGAUACUUAAAAGCAUGUAAAUUCAACUUUUACUGAAUCUAUUCAAACUCAAAAGGAACAGCUCCUGGACGUCCUCAAAAAGGCUCAAAAUAAAAAGACGGAUUUAAUGAAAGAGCAGCAAAACAAGUUAUAAGGGUUUAUCUUUGUUCUGUCAACACUUAUUUAGGUGACCAUAGUGAGAAAGUUUAAACAAAAAGUAUCUUUCUAGUUCGGCCACAAGAUGGAGCGAUGGCUCCUCCAAUGGAAAGAAAUCAUGUGGACUGUUUGAGCUGAUAUCAACUCCAGCUAAAGUUCUUUGUUUGUUCUCGGAGCGAAACAAACUCUGAAUAUGUCUGUUUAGUGAAAGAUCAUUUAUACUCAGCUCAUGGAAAUGGUGAAGUGGAGUGAUUUGAAUCAUCGGCACUUAACCACGGAUCUCUAAGCCUGCUCUGGUCUUUGUUGCUCCACCCGGUUCAGAAUAUGUUGCUGUUCCUUUAAGGGAUCUCUCCAAGUGACGUUGCUUUUAUUCCAUAUUCAGAGAAAGUCCAGAGGCAGAGAGUGGAAUCUCCUCCUGAGAGAGAGAGGUGCCGAGCAGAAAGCAGGUAAGAUCAGUUCAGCAUUACUCAAACUUAGAUUAAUCUUGAAACAGAAAACAAAGAUGUUUAACUACUUGAGAAAUUAGUUGUAACACAUUGCUUUGCACUUCUUGAAUUCAUUUUGAAAGUUUGAUAAGUUUUUCCCUCCUUGCACAGAAUUUAGGGGAAGUUACACCUCUUGAAAUGAUGAAAAGUAGCUUUGUUUGCCUAUCACUGUUGCAUUUUAAAUGAAUCUUUAAUGUGUUGAUUAUAUUUUGGGAUGAUUUUAUUUUACAACCAAACAACAUUUAAAUGUCAGGCUUCUGAACCAACAUAUCUUUGGUGAAAAGCUGGAUGUUACAUGUUUUAAUUCAUGUUCAAAAAAUGGCUUUUGGUGUUGGACUCAGUCUGGCGGUUAUAGUGGAAAGUGUGUUUUACACUUGCUCCUGUGUAGAGACCAGGCAGGAAGUACAUGUGCAGUGAACAUCUUCUCUUUCUCAUCAGGCUAAAUGUAGUGACAGGGUCGAGCAAUCAACCGUGGGCUUUUUACCCCACACUUUUGUUUUUAAACUCGUCUUCAUGCUCUCCAACCUGCAGGAACUGUGAGGUGCAAGGGUUGCAGCUUUUUUUUCUUUUUAACACGCUCUGCAGAAAUAGUAAGGGUGGGCUUUCAAUAGCAUCUACACAAAAAGAAUGGGUGUCUAAGUGUGUCUAAAUACGUCAGGUUAAGUCACAGUGCACCACAGCCAACCUUUUUGUCUGUAAAUUAUCUUUUCGAUGUUUUCUGAAUCCACGUUAUGACACACAUGGCACACCAAGGUAAAACAAAGUACAACAAAACACUGCAAAACCAGCACCAUGACGAGUGACAAUUUUUCUUCUAUUUUCAGCAUAAAUCAGUACAUUUGUCCCCUCCCACAUAGUGAUCAGACCCUCAGCCUCCUCCAAAACCCACAGGUUUAUGACAUGAAGAUAAAGAUGAAAUGAAACUAUUGAUUGUAAAUGAGAUGGCGCGUUGACCUGAUACAAUGUAGGCCAUCCAAGGAGCUCUGAGUCCUCCUGAGGUCUAGAUCAUUCCUACAAAGGAGCCCAUGAUUGAUCUAAAGUCAUAUUUGGCAGAUCUUCAUGAAUGUACUUGAAUGUAUUGCAUUUUUGGUGAGGCUCACAAAACCCUGGUUCCUUUUAUAGUGGGGCUUCAGAUCAGUUAAGUCCCCCCGGCACUGAAAUCACAGGUGAUAAGGAAACAUCCCAUAAUAAUACUACUUUUUAAAGAAUAUUCUUAACCCCCCCGCCUCCACUGUCAUAUGUCUGAGCGCACUAGUCUCUCCAGCGGGGGCAGAGCAGAGUGAUGAAUCUGUUUUGAUGUGGCUCAGUCUCUUAGGUGUAAAAUACAGUCAACGUUUCCCGCAGUUAUAAAAAGUUAAUGGAACAAUACAACUCAAAGACUUUCUAACAAACGUAGUUUUGAAAUUUCUGUAAGAAGGAAUUUGUCUUGACAUAAUUUAGCUCCCUGAAAGUAUGUCACUGAACAAUGUUACAUAACAAUUGCAUUGUCUCCCCACAGUUAUUUUUUUUUCACUAUGAGCAGUGACAAACAUCCUGAAUUUACAAACCAAGAGGGAGCCAGGAUGGGUAAGUACCUGAUUUGUUUUUAUUGUGAAAUUGUGCAUGCACAGACUGCAAACAUUUCACCUCAGAUACCACCAUCCUUUACGUAGCAAGAUAGAAAUCAAAAAAGUUUUCACAUAAACAAGUAAACUCAUUUAUUUUUGUAGAGCACUGCCUGAAAGUGCCAAUCCAUGAAACAAAAAGUAACACGUUUUUCUUUUUACACAUAUCGCUUUCUCAGACGUUUGCAGUGAAGUGACAGAUGUGAAGCCUCAAAUGGAGGAGGAGGAAGAAAAGCGGGAGGAUAACUCAUUCAGUGAGAAUGGAGUGCAGGGUGAUGAAUGUGUGACCAAUCCACGUAGGUUUACACACACACCAACGCAAGCACACACACACACACACACGCAUACACACACACAUACACACCAACACGCACACAUGCUUUGCUGACAUCGUUCCGUUUUCUCAAUUUAACCAUCAGCUCACGUUUAUUCCCUUUUUUGGCCACAGAGACCAUGUGAAGUUUGUGGAAAAAAAGUGUAAGAACCACUGGAACAAACUUUGAGGUUUGACCCUGAUAUCAGGAGUUGAAGUUUAGUAAAGCCAAGAUCAGGAAAUGACAUUAUUGGAGUGUAGCUGUUGCAGUUUUUGGAUGAAAAUCCUCGUGGUUUUAGAUGUUGAAGUGCUGCAAAAUAGUCUUAACCAGGGUCAGAAAUGAACACCUGCUACACACCAGAUGUGGGCGGAUUUUUCAUUUGGCAGGUAACUCUGCCUUGUGGUGAGUAAAUGUUUUAACCACAUUGGUAGUGUAAUAAAUACUUAGGUUGCUACUGUAUUUUGGUAAACCCACAACUUCUGUCUCCUUCUCCUCUGAUGUCUGCACUUGUCAUACAAACAAGUGUGUUUGUAAUACCUGGCAUAUAUCAUAAGGGUGGGAGAAAAAAUCGAUACAGCAAAGUGUCGUGAUAUUUUGUCUGGUGAUACAUCAUGUUGUCUCAUUUACCAAAUACUGAUUUUUUCAAAUUAAUUGCUAAUAUGAAGUCACAUCUAUGAUAAUGGAAAAAUAAAAUCAACUGUCCAGUGAGGUUGGCAGAGGUGACAUCAUAGAACAGGAAAAAGUUAGUGCAACAAAUAUAUAAGGUUUGCAAGAUGUGCUACAUGACAUACAGUGUCAGUAAGACAAACAUAAAGGAAAGACGAAUGCUAAAUUAGCGAAACAGUUGAAAAAAUUAUAUAAAUCGCAAUAUAUUGUAUCACAAUACCCACUGUAUUGCAAAAUGUUAAAAAUUGCAAUAAUAUCAUAUCGUGGCCAACGUAUCGUGAUAAUAUCAUAUCGUGGGGCCACUAGUGAUUCCCACCCCUAUUAUAUGAUGUCAUAUUCCUGAUUGUUUCAUGUAAUUCUGCAGACUUCAAAAAGUGAUAAACCAUAAAGACUACUUUACUCUGUUAUAAUUCAUAUUUGUGAGUAUAGAGGGUUAGUAUAGGAGCUCUUUCUGGCCAUUAGUUUACAAAAUAAUUUUGAACUUUCUUGAGUAGCCCUUUUUAUCGUCAACCACCCUACUCUAUAAGCUGUAUUCAAGUUUUAUUUGAUCAAUUACUUAUCAAUUAUAAUCAUUUUGUUUCAAAUUGAACUCUAGGGUUCUUCAUCUGAGUUUAGCUUUUGAUCAUCAUAGUUUUGAUACGAAAUGUUAUAAACUGGUGGAUUUUUUUUAAUCCAGCCUCCACCUCAGCAGGUGACUCUUCAAGUUGCAUCUUAGACUUGUGCUUUUUUGAAUACCACUCCCAGGCCUGGAAUAAAGGUAUUAAGCUGUUUACAAGACACAAGGGCACUUGGUAUCAACUGAACCAAUAUUUUCAUGCACUGCACACUUUGACAGCACCUGAAAGAGGGACAGAUUCGUUGUGUAGGACUAGAUAUAUAUAUCCCCCAUUAGAUACAUACUUAGAGGCACCAAUGAGACUUGAGUGAUGGCAUCCUCAGGGUUGUCAAGUAGGCACCCUCCUUUUUGGGUGUUUCACUGACAGGCCCACAACACACCCAGCACUGAACCCUAGUGUCCUAGGUUCACUCCCCAGAUGCCAUUAUCUCAUUUCAAGGCCCUGGUUGGAUCCUUUCUCUUGAUCCACAACCACUAGCCCCCUUUUUCAGCAGUCUUGGAAAGGUCUUUGACUGCCUUCCGGUGGGCUUUCCCUCGCACUUCCAUCUCUUUGAGUAGCCUGGAUGUUGAGGAGGCUACAAACCCUCUGCUGCCUACUUCCACCAGGUGUACCUUCACAUUCCAGCGUUUUUGUUGUUUAGCAUACCUUAGCUUCUUUCACUCUCAGGCCUUCUCCACUGCACUCUCUCAGGGCACCAUGAGCUUGAUGAUGUGGACAAGCCUGAGCUAGGCUGACCACAGAACAAGAUCUGGUUGCAGGUUGGUGAACACGAUCUCAACUGGGAAGCAGAGUUUCUUGUCCAAGUCUGCCCAGUGUCUGUCUCACAAUGGUGAGACCUAACCCUAACCCUAACCCUAACCCUGGCAAUGGGGUGACAGAGGAGGAGGGGCAUUCACAUCUGUGUCUGUCAGCUUAAGCACCUGGGUGUGCUGCCAGAUGUGAAGGCCUUGGGUGAGAAAGAGGAAAAGAAAAUGCAAUGGACAAACAAGUAGAAGUAAGUGUGAAGACAAGAGCAGGCAUGAAUGAACCCUUUAUUUUUUGUCGUGAAUAAACAUAGAGGUAGUUCAACAACAACUUUUUACUUUCCUUUCUUGGAAGCAGCGAAGCAGCGUCUUCUCUGGUGCACUGGACCGAUUACACAGAAGAGUUGCCACUACAUUGGUGUAACACUAAGAUUGCAGAGGGAAAAAAAUGUAGUGCUGUCCCUGGAAAGAAGUGUUCAAGAAAACACAUUAACUCUGACAGCCGCCGUAAGCAGUACAACAAUUAAACUGAGGCUGUCUCUCACUUCUAUACAGGGAAAGGCCCGUUCCCACUUUGCAAAAGCCAAAAUAGAGUUUUCUUACAAAAAUCUCUCUCUGUUUUCCUUUUAUAAUCAAAUGUUUCAUUCAUUUUGAACAUUUGCUGUAUAAGAUGUAGAAAGCCUGUAUCUUCAGAGUUCUGUCAAUCACAUGGUCUGAUACUUCUUUGCAGUAGUUUAGGCGUUAAAAGAUGACAAUAUCGAAAAUGGAAGUCUUGUUGCUGAUGGUCUCUGUUUUUGGUCAGGCAGAGGUAUAAGUUUGACUUUUUGGCCUGAUGUAAGCCAGUAUCUUACAAAACUUAUACUCGAGGGAGCGCUGAUAAAACAGCUGCAUGAAGUUAGUUUCCCAAUUCAGAACAAAAAAAAAGCCUUCCAUAUACAAAUAUGUGGACAUGCAUUUUUAAAUGUUCCUUUAUCCUGUGAUCGUAAAUCAGGAUUAUGAAUCAUCUGGGGUUAUUUUUGUCUCUGUAGCUAAUCGUAACAAAUGGAGGAGCAAAGAGCUCUUUCACCUGUGACAUAGAUGGUUGGGGGUGCAACUUUUCCAUGUGACUGAAGGUUGCAGCUUCUGAAAGUUUGAGUUUCCUGUAGAGAACUAAAUUGGGGAGGCAGGCAGUGAAGUAGAGAUAGUCUGCUUUUGUUUUAGAGGACCAACCAGUAUUCUUAUGCAAACUGUCGUCAUGUAUGGAGAUCCAAAUCAGUAAAAAAAAAACAGGCAGCAUGGCGAACCAAGUCCAACAUCUUCAACGAAGAUAAGCUUGCAUGCAUACCUACGAUAGUCCCCGGUGUACUACCGAUAAAGACAUCACUUGUACCUCAGCUGUCAUAAUGUUAUCAUCACAUUUAUAGAACUGUUGAGAUACACCCUGCAGUGUAUUCACACACAGACAGACUGGAACCAUGUAAACGUUUUGCACACUUUUUCGAGUCUGACCACCUUGUUUCUCACGUCAUAUUUUGAGUGUUGAGAUGUUUCUUUUCAGCCUUGUGGCCAUAGUCCUUCAUUUGUCACUUUAAAAAAGAUUGUGGUGUCAGAGACGGCUCUCCUGUUUAUUUCUGACUGCCACCCAUCAGCUACAUUGGGUGCUCUUCCUAAAGCCUCCGCUCUGCAUCUGAUGCGCAGCCUGCGGUUUACUGCUGUCAAACCCUGGACUCUAUAUCAGUCCUCUCAGAGCUGUUUGUGCGCAAGUUUCCAUAGCACCUCUCAGCGCUUUCCACAAUACAAGCCGCUGCCCUUUAGCUCAUCGUCAAGACCACAGCGUAGUUUCUGGAUGGAACAGUGCUGGCAGCUUGUUCACACUUAGUAAAAUGCUGGGUGAGAGGUCCUGCAGACCAGACCUCAGGACUCUGCAUGUAAAGAGCUGUGGCGACGACUUAUUUAAAGAUAAGUCUGCUGAGCCUUUGUGGUAAAGAGGGAAAAAUGAGCAUGCUGUAGAAGAGGCCAUGAGAAAUAAGUUGUCUGUUGGUUAAUAGAAGAAAUCAAAGAAAGGAUUUUGAUUUGGAAAGUGUCUUUUUCAAAAAAAAAAAAAAAAAAAGCCAACAUCACAAGUUAAAAAAAUCUGUUUUGAAAAGCCAAGCAGGAACUAGUGUCUGCGUGAGGCCCGUGCUGCUGCGUCUCCCUCCUGCCCUGGUUCUAGUUUCUGUGCAUUCAGAGGAAACGCCUUCCCCUUAUCUUGAGCACACAUCUUCUGAACGUCUCCGUGACACUUUUCAUGGCCCAAAUUAGGCUACCCACACUUUGGAGAUGUGCUCAUUUUAUUAUCAAUCUAUCAACUACAAAUACAAACGCAGAAGUGAAGAUUAGACACUGCUUCACAGUCUAUGACCUGCUGUAUUUGUUCCAAAACUCGUAAAUGUCACAUCUCUGCUAGUCAGCGUGUUUUAUCAUCUUACAAUCUUCUCAUCUACAUUCACAUCAAAUGUCACUCCAAACAUUUCUGUGCUUCCUCCUUGGUUAGAUAUGAUAAAGACUGAGGAAGAGGAGACGGAAGACAAUGAUCAGUACCAAGCGGCUGAAAAAGAGAGCGAGAUAAUGCUGAAAGAAGAAGCAGAGGGGUUCACUGAGGAUAGGAUGGAGGAAGGGUUCGAUGACGAGGAGCACGAUGAGGAGAGAGAUGGGGAUGAAGAGGGGGAAACCCUGAAUGAGCCAGAGGACCUUUCGCUGGUGGACUACUCGCGUGGUUAUGAAGGCGUCGACUUGACUGACACCCACGCUGCCGAAUCAGCAGAUGGGGGCGAAGGGACCUACCUGCCUGAAGCUUUGGCUCCCCGCAUCCAAACGACAGGCAAGCUGAACUGUGACAUCUGCGGUCUGUCCUGCGUCAGUAUCAACGUCCUGAUGGUGCACAAACGCAGCCACACGGGUAAGCACAGGAACACCUGACCUCAAAGACAAUAGUUACGCAAUCGUCAUCUGCUGAUAGCACUGAGAGAUAGCGCUUCGCAUUGACUAGGUCAAGAUGUUGAUUAAGUAACUUCAAUUAAAAAUGCUGAGGAUGCAUCUUACAUGUGUCCUUACAAGCCCUGCAGCCGCAGCAAGAAGUUGUACAAUGUCCUCUGAUGUUCAGUUCGAAAGCACAGAUGGUAACUGAGAUUUGAUCACAGAAACAGAUCAGCCAUCCCAUCAGAGUAUAUCUUCAGCUGUGUUGUGUUUUAUAUGUGCAACCUGUACCACAGCUUACUCAUUUCAAAUCGACGUGAAGUUCUAUUCAAUUCUGCUGCUCCAGUCAGGACAAAAGUGUUUAACCUGUUUGCAGAGUCACAAAUUUAUGAUCUGACCACAUUUACUAAAACCUGCUGGUUUCAAAGAUACUGUGUAAAAAGUUUCCUGUCACAUGUUAGUCUGUAAACUUGAGGGAUGAAAAUGCCUUAUUUCUGCAGAAUUUGGUGUUUCCUCUGUGGACUAGUGAUUUUUUUUACUUCAAUAUUCUUUUAUUUCAACUAGGAUGCUGUUUUUGCCAAGACUCCCCCACAGAUUUUCUAUCUAAUAGGAUCAGACCAAAUGCCAAAUAAACAAAAGUAAUAUUGUACAUGUCCAAGAAACACAUUUUAAAAAGGGAUUUUAUGCAGUAAAACUUUGUUUUUGCGACCUCAACGAGGUUGCUUUUUCACCACGGAAAGUCAUAUGCACAAUAAGUGGUGGCAUUUGUGUGGUCAGAGUCGUGAGAACUUUGUGUUUUAGGUUUUUACCCCCAGAGUGGACGUAUCCUUGUUCCUUUUUCAGAGGGUUAGUCAGUGUCCUGUAGUUUAGUGUAACGUAAGGAGCAAGAAACAAGUGUACAGCUUACAAACACUGAGGAGGUUUUGAAUGUGUCCCUUUUAAACUGACGCCUCUUUAUGUCCUACUUCAAAUGAGAUGAUUAGCAUCAACAUGAACAUUUUUUAAAACUGAAUUUCAAAGUUUGUCAGUAAGAAGUCAGUUGGUAUACAACAGGAGGGUUUUUUUUCCUUUCUGGAGACACUCGUUGCUGAAACUGGGGCAGGAUUAGCAAACAGAUGUUGGUUUUUCUGCAGAAAUAUAUAAAUAACUCUAAAACCAAGGCUUUGUUAGGUGAAAGAGUAAAAUACCAUGAGCAAGGUUUAAUGUUCAUUUCAGCUUGUGAGAACUUUGCUGCUCUUGAUGGACUUAAGACUUAAACCAUGCAGUAUUUGUAUAAUUCAGACAUUUAUUUGGGCACUAGAGUACAUAGCCCUCUAUGACACCGGGGCUGAUGGGUAACACUAAAAUAUAUGUUUUACAUAUGUUUUACUAACAGUACUGAAUCAGGGUUCAGUUUUUUUUUUUUAUUGUAGCAACAGAUCAGUUAAAUAGCUUGUCACUUUGCAUCCUGCUAAGAGUUGAUUUGUACAAAAAAGUUUAUUUGUUUCCACACUUCGGUAAAAGACAGAAAACUCCUCACAGUGCCUUUAAAAAGGUGUAUUCCUCAUUGGUCAGGUACAGUCCCGAAACAAACAAACACUUCAUACCCAUUUUAUUGAACCCGUGCAAGGAAGAUCAAGGGACUGGAACAGACAUAGUUUAAAUGUUCAGCCCAAAUGAUAAUGCUAAAAGUCUAACUUUCAUUGAUGCAGUAUCAUGUAGCUCUACAAUACACAAACUUUCUGUUUCAAACUAGUGAUGUCAUUGUUAAAAGGUUAUCUUCCAAGAAGCAAAUUUGCUGUUCACGUUUCUUUAGAUUGGAAACCUUCGUAAGGCAUUGAACCAGUGAGAAGCAAUCUUUUGGAUUAAUUUAAGACGUACUUUGCUGAUCCUACACCUUUGGAAGGACAACAAGGAUACAAUUAAAAGAUGAAAAUAUAGAAUAGAAAUAUAUUUUUUUAAAAAUCAACGCUGUACUAACAGAAUUAUGGUUAAGGUAAAACCAACUAUAUAUAUGUCACAUACACAGAUGCUUCUCGAAAGGUUGGUUAUUGCACAUGUAUAGAAUAUCUGUGAUGGUGCUUAUGAAUACAAGAGUAUGAAUAUGUUCCGAACCUAGUGUGAAUGUGCAAAGUAUAUUUUCAUAUUACUAUUAUGACUAUUAUGAUUAUAUACUUGGGUAAGUUAUCAAACGUGAAAUUUUGGUUUAACAAUAUAAAGUAGGGAAAGCUUAGAAAUAGUUUGAGAAGGAAAAGACAUGGUGCAAAGGAGCUGCCAGGUUAUAAAAUGAAGGAUAAAGAUCAUGGGGAAGUGACCAACAUAAACAGAGACUAAAUGCAGGUCCAUACUAAAUUACAUUUCUAGUGUCCAAGAGGAGGAUUAAUCAAUAUACAUAAAGUGAUAACUGAAUAAUCUCUUACUUUGAGCUCAAGAAAUAAAACAUUCAGCAUGUUUACAAGUCAUUAAUGCAUCCCAAAUAUUAAAUAUGUAUGAAUUUGCAGCAAUAUUCAUUGUAUUAAAUACUUUUAUAUAGAAUGGACAAAUGUUCCAUAAUCAAUAAGUUUAAAUGUUCAACUGAAAUUGUGUUUGUUUAUUCCUGAUGGUGUGUGUUUUUAUCAGGAGAGAGGCCGUUCCACUGCUCCCAGUGCGGCUCUUCCUUCACCCAGAAGGGAAACCUGCUUCGCCACAUCAAACUGCACUCCGGGGAGAAGCCUUUCAAAUGCCCCAUGUGCAGCUAUGCCUGCCGUCGAAGAGAUGCUCUGAGUGGGCACCUGCGCACCCACUCUGGUACUGUACACACACACGCACGCACAAACAAAAACACACACUAUCGUGAUACUGUCUGCACCUGUGUACACUACCAUGCUGGUUGGUUUUCUCACCUUCCUAUGUUGGUUUCUCACUCCUUUGAAUCUUAACAUUUAAGAUCUGCUAUGCUGAUAUGCCUUUUCCAGUAACAGCCUGCCAUGCACUUUCAUACAGUUACACACACAUCGCACAGGACUUCUUACUCAUGUACUCCUGGAAACUCGCUCACUUUCAGUUCACGUGUUUUACCUGCAGACAUGCAACAGGAUCCCUAAUGUGCACAUCAUCAGUUUUUAUUCGAAACCACUGAAACAGAUCAUUCUUGCUGUAGCACUUUAAUGUUGCUGAUGUAUCAUGUGUUGGUGAAUAACUGAAACUCCUGCUCGCAGUGGAGAAGCCCUUCAAAUGCAACCACUGCAGUCGGAGUUAUAAGCAGCGAAGCUCGCUUGAAGAGCACAGAGAGCGGUGCCAUGUGUACAUCCAGAGCAAAGGUCCUGCUGAGAGAGGUGAGCAGACAGCACACACUCAGCUGUGUCCUAACACUUCUUUUACUGCUCGCUUCAACAUUUGAAACCUCACACAAAAGUUCACACAUACGUCUAUCACGAACUCAUAUUUAAGUUUGUGGCAAACACAGUCAGAGUCUGUUAUAGCUGACAGAUUCUGUUCAUUUUACCUCAUUUAAUUAAUGUGCGUAUGGCUGUUAGCCCAGUAUUACAGCUAAAUAGGUUGUGGCUGCUGUGGUGUGGAGACUCAGCACUCUGAAGACCACUUCUCAUGCCUGUAGCUGCAAAGGGGAAGCUGACUGCUCAGGGCAAAUUGUUUCAGGCGAGCCACUUACACAAACAUGCAACCUCAAAGUCUAUAGCUACCUCCAAAAAUGCCUUUCCAUCCUGAUAGGACAGUUGCACCAUUGCAACACAAAGACAAUGUUUUGCGUCUGUGGUUACCAAAUGUCGUAAGUUUAUGCCAGAUAGUGCUGUAUUGAUGAGGAAGCACAUCCUCAAACCCACCCCCACCCACACACACACCCUGGUGGAGUAAAAUGCACCAGGAAGUGAGGUCAAAGGAGCGUCUGAUUUUUAAUUACUAUCUAGUGUGGCUCAGCUUUGAGCAGGUAGGUCUAUUUUUAAUACUUCAUUUUAAAAGAGUGUUUCCUUUAAAGUGAGGGGUUUUUAAACAGACUGUGUCAAGAGUUGACAGUUCCUUUAUAGUAAGUUUCGUUACCUGCAACUGCUGCGAGGGAUAGGUACACUGUUACUUGUCUUACUUUUCCCACAGCAAAUGUUAACAGUGAGUGAUUAUAUCACUGUAACAGGACAACAGGAAGAGAUUUUUGUCAAUUAAACUCUUGGUGUCCAACAGAAGACGGCCAGACCUCGAGGACUCAGAUGGGCACUGAGCGCGCUCUGCUGCUUGACAGGCUUGCAAGCAAUGUAGCCAAACGGAAGAGCACAAUGCCACAGAAGUUCACCGGUAAGAACAACUAAACUCAAAACAUGGACAUGUAGAGGGGUAAAUGGAGUCGAUUUGAGCUGUUUAUUUCACAUCUGAAGAUUAUAAUUAACCACAUUUGUUCCUCUACUUAAAUGCUGCUUGAUAUUUUAAUACUCUAAAGCAUUUAUACUUUGAUGUACUAUGUGCCUGUUUUUUUGUCCGUCAUUUGCGCUUUUCGCAAGGCUUUUUUGGCUUCAUAAUUUUUAUUUUAUUUUUAUUUUUUGUAGUUUUGUUGUUUGUUUGUUUUUUUUCAAAUUGUCUGCCUAAGCUUCUUGUUUGUCUGUUAGUCUUUACUGGCCUCCAUCUCCUGCCAAACAGGAAUUGCGGGCUGAGCACCUCAUGCCUCUUACUUCACACACCAGCGAGUGGUCUCCGCUGCCCUAAUUUCUCUGCCAGAAUGGUGUCAUAGGUGGGUAUUGGUAACCAUGCAUGUUUUAAAUAUCAAAAAAAAAAAAAAAAAAAAAAACGCAUUUGAAACUUUUCGGUGUAACCUCUUCAUUUGCAUGUUUUGAUCCAAACGGAGAAGACUUGCAUGAAAUGUUUAAAAAAAAAAAAAAAAAACGUUUCAGAAAAUGCUGUACACUCAAUAUUUGCCUUUCACUUCUCUGGAUAAGCCUGACUCACAUUGGCUUGUAGUAUCAUAAUCAAACUGCUAGCUGUUCGCAGGGCGUCUUAGGCAAAAAAAAAAAAAAAAAGGCUUCAGGCUGAGAAAUGAAGUGCGAUCUUUCAAUAUGACAACCACAGAGGGAAAAGAGAAGUCAUUUCAGCAACCGCAGAGAGAGAGAGCAGGCAGGAGGCGAGAAACGUGAGCAGGUGUCUCUCUGUCUGAGCUGCAGCUGCAUAGGAGGCCUUCAUCGUCUGUGUCGUCUGCUUCCUCUGUCCUCUUGUGCCUCCAAGCUCAACUGCUCUCUCUGGAUGAUCUGUAGCUUUGGAGCAUCUAGAAUCCUUUCAGUCUGGCGAGGUCUGAUCCACUGUGGGGGUUGUCCUCUGUGUCGCAGUCAGGGUUCACAUGUUUCUCACUUCCCUUACUCAACACUAAAGUAAGUCCUUUUUGAGUUCUGUGAGAAUCUCUAUCAAAACUUUCUCCAUGUGUGGGCAGUAACUGCUUUAACUGCUGCUGGCUUUCUGUGGUGUCUCCGGCUGCUGGAUGAACAGUCUGAAACCUCCUCCUGUCAUCUGUUGAGUGCUCUUUCUUCUCAUGUUGCGGGUCUAGGCGACAACGGCGUUUGCCUGGAUCUGAGCUUUAACAGGGAGCUGAUCCAUCACUCUGACAUGAAGGAACCUUCAUCAGGCUCACCAGGGCCUGACACCCACCAUCAACAACAACAAUCCAUCCUUCAGGGGCCUGAUGGUGACCCAGCUCCCUCCCACAGGCCCUACCCUAUUUCAUUAAGCCACAACGACAUCUCGCCCAUUGGUCUUACUAACGGCCACAAGAUGGGCAUGUCAUUCCUGGGCAAUCCUCAUGUCGCACAGUCCCCCCUCACUAUGGACUCCUUCCACACAGACGGCUCCCGGAUGUCCCAGCCCGUCAUGUUCAGUUUAGGGCACCUGCUUGGGGGAGGCCUAAACCACCAGAACGGCAUCCCUCACCCACACGCCCAGCCCAUCCCUUUGUCCCCACUGGAGGCGUUACGGGUGGUGCGAGGUGAUGGGGAGGUGGGGCCUCUACCUGGAACGGUGUACCCCUGCGUGCACUGCAGAGUGAUCUUCCUGGACUAUGUGAUGUUCACCAUCCACAUGGGCUGCCACGGCUUCAGGGACCCGCUCGAAUGCAACGUGUGUGGGCACCGCAGCCAGGACCGUUAUGAGUUCACUUCCCACAUAGCCCGUGGCGAGCACCGCCUAGAACUGAAGUAG